AAGUGCAGCAGAGCUGAAGAAACCUCUGACUGAAGAUGCACCGCUCUCCUUGGCAGCAGCCUUCCCUUUUCCCCAGACGUCCUCUUGGCACAGUCCAGAGAAAGUUCAGGUAAACUAGGCCUCCAGUCCUGUGACGUAUGUGAACUGCCGUCUUCACUUCUGUUAAAAAGGACACGAAAUUGAAAAGUGAGAAGAAAGCUGAUGUGAAACUUGCAGCUCGCUGGUUUGAGGCUCGCUGCCCAGUCCAGAAGUCGCAGUGUUCCCACAGUGCCACCGUGCCGCUCGUCCUCUGGUUUUCCUCCAGUAAUCCAGCCUGCGUGAUGUCAGACUGCAGCUCUUCCUGCUCGACGCCACAGAUGGACACGACAACCAAGCAGCUGUUUGAGGCGUGGGGGUGUUCAGAGGAUGAAGACAGGAGGACGACGAGGAGAGAGAAGAACAGAGUUGCUGCUCAGAAAAGCCGAAAGAGACAAACCCAGAGAGCCGACUUGCUGCAUGAGGCCUGUGAGCUGCUGGAGCAGAAGAACAGGAAACUAAGGAAAGAGCAGGUAAAAGCUCGAGCUGAUUCCAGGUGUGGCAUCGAAUCUGUUGCUGUCCACCUACAACAUGCAGUCAAAGGAGCUCAAGGAAUGUGAAACAAACCAUCUUCAGUCUGGAGAACAGAAGAUAUCCAUCAGAGAGACAGAGAUGUUAGAAGUGACCUAAACAGUUUGGUUUCUGAGAAAACGAGGAAUUCAGAAAGUCUGGAAGAGAACGGAUGUUUGCUGGAUCGUUUCCAUAGUGAUGAAAAACCCCUUUACAACAUCCGCCUAAGAGAAGAACCCUCUCCAAGAAGCAGGUGUCUCCGUAUCUAAAUCUAAGUGCAGAGGGUUCACCACAAGCUGCAAACCAGCAAUCAGCCUCAAGAAUAGAAAGUCCAGAUUCGACUUAACCAGGAAGCAUCUACUGUUCUGUACUGAAAACUGUUCUACUGUCCAUAUAGUUCCGGGUCUGACUCUAGAAAAGACUUUUGCAGAGUUUAUAAGAUAAUGUUUCAUUAAGAGACUAUUUUUAAAGCAGAAUUUAAAUGAAUUUGAAGUUGAAAAAAACUUUAUAGCAGGUAUUGAACAUGUUGCUAAACCAGUAAAACAU
Messenger RNA from Melanotaenia boesemani (Boeseman's rainbowfish), 1131 nucleotides. It is a transcript of the gene batf3, whose product is annotated as basic leucine zipper transcription factor, ATF-like 3. Gene Ontology annotation, molecular function: DNA-binding transcription factor activity, RNA polymerase II-specific; RNA polymerase II cis-regulatory region sequence-specific DNA binding. The transcript has 4 exons. Gene Ontology annotation, cellular component: nucleus. Gene Ontology annotation, biological process: regulation of transcription by RNA polymerase II. The coding region runs from base 321 to 635 and encodes 104 amino acids. NCBI's taxonomy places the organism in Eukaryota, Metazoa, Chordata, Actinopteri, Atheriniformes, Melanotaeniidae. The record is from RefSeq and is a predicted model, not a curated record.